Molecule: messenger RNA, 4633 nt
Organism: Apis cerana (Asiatic honeybee)
Lineage: Eukaryota; Metazoa; Arthropoda; Insecta; Hymenoptera; Apidae
Product: forkhead box protein E1
Biological process (GO): regulation of transcription by RNA polymerase II; animal organ morphogenesis
Cellular component (GO): nucleus
Molecular function (GO): RNA polymerase II cis-regulatory region sequence-specific DNA binding; DNA-binding transcription factor activity, RNA polymerase II-specific
Source: RefSeq, a predicted model, not a curated record
UAAGUAUAUAAUUAUACAAAUAUACAUUGUACACAAAUAAUCACAAAAUCUAUAUUUAUUACAGUUAAAAAUAUAAUAGAACGAAACAUUUUGUUUAAUCUCCGAAUAAUACACUUUUUGAAAUUAUUCACGAAAUUAAUCGCAGUUCUCGAUCUUCAUACAGGGACAUCGAUUGGUAAAUUUUAAUAUUUUUUUCUCUUCUAUCUCAAAACAUUCCUCUUCAAUCUGUACACGGGAACCGUAUUAAAAGUAAUGGCUUACUUGGAUACUUUUUUAAUAUUUAAAAAAUUCUACACCAAGCACGUACUCUCCUCUUACGGUCCAAUGAAUCGGUCAAUCGAAUCGAUACACCGUUAAUCACGAUCGAGAUUUCACUGCAACAGGAAGACGGGAAAAGUUAUGCAAUUUUCAUUACGAUCUUCCAUCGAGCGAUCGCAACAUGUUCGAUUCUCGUUCCCGGUAUCCGAGUUUAUCUCCGUCAGGCGUGGCAUCGAUUGGCGAAGAUCGAUUCCCAUUGGCCGCAGCCGCGAGCUUCGGUAUCGUGGACUGGCCGGCGACCAAUCGAGGAUCGAGUCGCCUCCCCUCGGCUCGCCACGCCUACUCGGGCUAGGAGGGGGGGGCGAGAUUGGCUCCGUGACGGAGUGGCCCGCGUCAUCGCGAUGUACGAAGCUUCCACCAGGUUCAGAGUUGAUCGCGAGUUCCAGUCAUCCGAAAACACUUAGCGGCGCAUCAGCGCGACGUAUGCCAAAGUGGCAAGUUUAAAUAAUUGACCCCACCGUUCCACCUCGCGCAAACAAUUUACAUACGUAAAUAACGGCUUCUUUCAUCCUCCUUUCGUAUUGUGGUCACGCGUGGAAACGUCACGCGAAUUCGUCCCCGCGUGUCGUGUGCAACGACCGAAACGACAAACAUAAAUAACAAAUAAUACGGGGAAAUAGAUUUUUUUUUUUUCUCUCCCAUGCCUCCUCCGGAAUUCCGAUCACGAGUGGAAGAAAUCGGUCGAUAAGUGGCGCGAUAAGUUUUUUAAAAUAUUUCGUCGAUUUAUUCAGAACGAACCUCGGUCACCCGUGAUUUUCCGAAUGAUCGACAGAAAUUAGUGAAACGAAACUGGUGCUCGGCUCCCCAGAGUCGUAUAUCGGUCGGUGAGGUGAACGAACUAUGUGUAUAUACACAUGCAUGUAUAUAUAGUUGGAAUUUUUAGAAUGUUUCCGACCGAGUGACAAAACUGGCCACGACGGAUAUCCAUGGAUCAAACGGUGAUCGUCCCGUCGACUCCUCGGGGAAGCGCCGUGGACGGCUCGAGGAUCGCGAUGAAGAACGAGACGGAUUCGAGUGUUCACGUGCAAGAUCACCAGUCGACCCAUUCCAACCCGACGGUGGUCCCUCGAGCCAACCUAGCCAUUUCCAACCCUCUCUCCCAGGACCAGAGUCUGGACACGCUGAUGUGCGGCCAAUCGACGAGCGAACUGCCUAGGAAGCCGGGGGCCCGGCGCCAGGAGAAGCCACCCUACUCUUACAUAGCGCUGAUAGUGAUGGCGAUCCAGUCGAGCCGCGAAAAGAGAUUGACCCUCUCGGAGAUCUACUCCUUUCUCCAGCAACAUUUCCCCUUCUUCCGCGGCGCGUAUCAGGGAUGGAAGAACUCGGUGCGCCACAACCUCAGCUUGAACGAGUGCUUCAUCAAGCUUCCCAAGGGGCUGGGGAGGCCCGGCAAGGGCCAUUACUGGACCAUCGACCCCUCGACGGAGUACAUGUUCGAGGAGGGAAGCUUCCGCCGACGGCCGCGAGGCUUCCGCCGCAAGUGCCAGGCGCUGAAGCCCCAGUACCCCCAAUACUUCUCCGGGAGCGGGCCGGUGCAGGCGGCCGGCUACGAGAACCUGGCGCCCGGCGCCGUGGAGUACGCGAACGGGUAUCAAAACCAGUACCAGAAUUACCAGGAAUACGCGAUGUACGCGCCGGGUGGCGCGGUGUCCUCCGAUUGGCCGUACCCCGAGGCAGCGUACAAAGCGGCGCCACCCAUCGCCGAGGUGACUUACAAGACGACGGAGGUGACGUACAAGACCGGCGAGUCGUCGGUGUACAGGAACGGGGAGAUAGUGGCGUUCAAGAGCGAGCCCGGCUACGUGGCCAGGAGCCAGGAGCAGCUGACUUACAGGCCGGCGGACGGAUUCGCGGUGAAGGACCAGCAGCACCACCCGGAACCAGUCUACAAGGAGAGCGAGGCUAUCAUGUCCUACAAGUGCCCGUCCAACCCCGCGCCGACCACUCAGGCGCCUGGCCAAGAUUAUUACGUCGGUUACGGCCUGGCCGGGGUCAACAGCAACGUGAACGUUGGCAUGCAGGCCAUCCAGGAACAAACGGGGAGCAGCAGUCCCGCGGGGAACGUGAAUUCGCCCCACAGCGGAUGCCAGACACCUGUAACGGAUAAUGGUAUAAAGAUGCAGUGCUCCAACUCGAAUUCGAACAGCUCGGGAGGCGGGCUGAUCGAUCGUAAACCAUCCUACUUUGGGCAUCCAGCCGGAUCCGUCACCUUGAGCUCGUUAAGCUCCCUGAGUUCUCUAAAUUUGAGCAACAUCGGCGGAUUGAGCAGCGGAUUGAGCAUAUCGAAUAUACCUGGCACGGUCUCGUCCAACGUUCAUCACACCACGACCGCACCUCCGACCACCAUGUACUACGAUCCGAUUAAAUACAGCAUGUCGAACGUGUGACCAUCCGGAAGAGAAUAUUGAAACGUUGAAAGUGCGACAAAUCGGGAUCAUUCUCGAUAAGAUUCCUCGGCGAGGAAAAUUCGAAUCGAGUGCGAAUGUUGAAAGUUAUGUUGAAAGGAAGGAAGGAGUCUAUUACUUUUUUAAACGUCGCUUCGUCAAAGUGUAUAUUGAGAUUUUAUUUAUAUUUAUAGUUAACGAAUAAAUGUUACUAAUUUAAGUCACGCGAAUCAAUUCGAUGAAAUGUAAAAUUAAAAAAGAAACUGUUCUUCGCUGAGAAAGAAAGGAACGAAGAAAAUUUUUUUCUUUUUUCUUUUUGGCUUCAAUCAUGCUUCGACGAUGGUUGUGGUUUCGAAAUAUAUAUAUAAAUUCGAAUUAAGACAAUCUACAACUGCCGAUGAUGUGUAUCAAAGCGAGCUGAAUAAUAUCAACGCGACGUCGCGACAUGGUUUUGCGGUGACGAUAAAGGAUUUGUUGAUAACGGCAAAGUCUCUUUCCUAGUCCCUCCACGAAUCGAUUCCAGGAAUUUCGUUUGUCAGACGGCUUGGAACUUGACGGUUAUCUCGCGUAACAAGAUCAUUAUACUUUUUAUCGAUCGAUUUAUCGUACGACGAAUUAAUUUUUUUUUUUCCUCCGUAGCUUCGAUCAUUCCUUGUUUAAAAUAAAUUUGAAUUCUUCGUAAAUGAUUUGAUGAUUCUUUACUCAUAAAAAAAAAAAAAAAAAAGAAGAAAAGAAAAAAAAGAAGAAACUCGCAAGAGGAACAAAUUUUACGAUCUCAGAAGCUGUUUUUUGUUUUUUCUUUCUUUCUUUUUUUUUUUUUUUUAUUCAUUUCUUCGCUGUAAAAAAAGGAAAAAAAUAAGAAUAAAAAGACCGAACAUGAAAAAAUUCCUCCGUUUCACUUUCGAGGGCUUCGAAGAGGAACCAGUCGAUUCUUCGCAGGAAGGUUAUAAAAGGAGAUAAUGCGGUCGUGAACGAUAGUAACAUGUUUUACCAGUAAUAACGAGCGACAGAUUUCUAUUGAAACAGCUUGUCGCUGGAUCCCUGCCAUAAAAAUGACGAGAACAAGUUGAAGAAGGCUCCUUUCGGCCAGCCAGGACACGACUUAUUUGAGUAACAUGGAGCUUCCUCUCGUCGACCUUCUUUCUCGUCACGUGUUCAAAUAGCACCGGUUCCUCUUACCGAUAUUCUUACGAAUCACGUUGUUACACUUCUCCGCGAAAAUCUACUACGCUCGAUUAUCGGAUGUCACGUCCAAAAAUAAUACACGUGAUAUCCGAUCCAGAUUUCAUUAUCGCCGAGCGGAGAAAGAAGAGGAAGAAAGAGAUGCUUGGAAAUUUUGCCGGAUCGAUCGGAAGGGGAUGACCUUUCUCUUCUCUCUUCUAUCUCCUUGCGAAUCUUUGUGUUUUGUUGUUUACACCCAAGUAUAUGGUGAAUGUGUUUACAACGUUUAGAACGGUGAAAAAAUACAUUGUGCUGUAAUAAUACUCGAAUAUAAUACUUGCAAUCACGAGUUUCAUUGCACCAUCGCCAUUAACGGAUAGAUGACCCUUUGUUUCGGUGAUUCAAGCUUCGCUAUUUAUCGAUGAUUUCCUUGAAUCGGCUUCAGGGAAUCAAGAGGCACGAGAUUGCUUAUGUAAUAAAUUAGAGAAUGUUAUGCGAGAUGGUGGAUCGCAUGUGGUGUCGGCUUACACGAAACAGAUUCAUAACUGACAUUAAUUUCGCAUUAAGAUAUUUCCCCUCAUCCCCGAUUCGGAGAUUGAUCUUGCUCCUUAUGGGAAUCAGGAUCGUUCGAUCCCUUUGUCAAUUCUUUUGCACUGUAUUUAUGUCAAGUGGUUGCAACUUUGUUUUCAUUCUCUGUAGCAAAAUUUCUCAUCAAGUUUUUCUAAUACUAUAAUGGAUUAAAUUGUAUAUAAUAAAUGACGUUACCUUUU